GAUUGAAAUAUAUGGUUAUAGAACUUGGGCCAGGGCUCUCUCUAUGUUGGCUGUGGCCCAUUGAUUGGCCUCUCUGGGGAAAUGAUCACCCUAUUCCCUAUUGUAACAUUCAAUACAGUGGAAACUCAACCCUCCAAAGCUCUUCUGGCUCUUAUUAUUUGUCUGAAUUAUUGAUGGAUUAAUGGCUGUUUUUAUUUCCAGACCCACACAGCGAUCCAGACAGGGCCCAUUCUUGUAAGAAUUGAUUGCCAAUUGUAUUGUUGGUGAGGUUUGGAGUAGCACCUGAAAUGAGUUAGAAAUUGGGCUGCAGUAGGGCCAAUAUUGCAGCUUGUGCCUAUGACUUCAUAUAGCCUGCCCUGAAUAGUAAAUGUAGACUGAACCUCAUAAGGCCCCAGAAAACGGUGUGGGAAACUGAGGAUAGUGAUCUCUUGAUGGAUGACUCGUCCCCUUUCAAGUGUAAUUUAAACUGGUAAACCGAGCCUGCAAUGUCAGACCGCAGACACAAUACCAGUCUCCGGGGCUACUGUCCCUUUAAAUACCGAGCCCUCAGCCCGCCCUCGAAUGGGAACACCAUAGUCUAGGCUCCACGAGAGACUGAGGCCGUUGUCUGGUGUCGAAGCAUCAUCUAAUCCACGUUGCAGAUAGACCAUUUUUAAAAGCCUUCUCUAGACCGCCAGAGACGGCCCGAUGAAACGGAGGCGGUGGAGGUCUGUGUGCUUGUUUGGGCUAUUCUCACAAGCAGUCGGGAGCUUCCCGGACAGCGAGGCCAAGGGAGAGGAGACGAGUGACGGGCGUGCACCAUCUGUCCUCACCGGGGCUUGUUGUGCCAGCUGGCCUCGCCUCUCUCCCAUCAAUCGAACGGUGCAGGAACCUCUUGUUCAUCCGCCGGCUACCGCAAGGCAGAUGAUGAGAUGUCCGGGACUACUUCGCAGGCAGAUCCCAUAGAUGCCACCGCACGGACGAUUCUGCUAAACCAACCUCAGAACACCAAGUUCUGUGACAACCAUGUCAGUACCACUAAGUACGGGGUGCUUACCUUCCUGCCUCGUUUCCUGUACGAGCAGAUCCGCCGCGCCGCCAACGCCUUCUUCCUCUUCAUCGCCCUAAUGCAGCAAAUCCCUGAUGUGUCUCCUACGGGUCGCUACACCACCCUGGUACCACUCAUCUUCAUCCUCACUGUGGCCGGGAUCAAAGAGAUCAUAGAGGACUAUCAAAGACACAAGGCAGAUAACACAGUCAACAAUAAAAAGACCACAGUUCUGAGGAAUGGAGCCUGGCAGACCAUCAUAUGGAAACAGGUGGCAGUAGGAGACAUAGUGAAGGUGACCAAUGGGCAGCAUCUUCCAGCUGACAUGGUCAUAGUGUCCUCCAGUGAGCCUCAGGCCAUGUGUUACACUGAGACCUCCAACCUGGACGGAGAAACCAACCUGAAAAUCAGACAGGGUCUCACUCACACAGCUGGUCUCCAGUCUCUGGAGGAGCUAAUGGGUCUCUCUGGCCGUCUGGAGUGUGAAGAGCCCAACGGACACCUGUACGACUUCACUGGGACCUUACGCCUGGACAACCAAAAUGCGGCUCCUCUUGGUCCUGACCAGGUGCUACUGAGAGGUGCCCAGCUCAGGAACACGCAAUGGGUUGUGGGAAUUAUAGUCUACACUGGACAUGACUCCAAACUGAUGCAGAACUCGACCAAGGCCCCUCUGAAGCGUUCUAACGUGGAGCGGGUGACCAACGUCCAGAUCCUGGUGCUGUUCUGCAUCCUCCUGGUGAUGGCGCUAGUGAGCUCAAUAGGAGCCUCCAUCUGGAACCAACAACACACUGAGGAGGCCUGCUGGUACCUGUCACGCGCAGGUGACAUUUCUACUAACUUCUGGUAUAACCUGCUGACGUUCAUCAUCCUCUACAACAACCUCAUCCCCAUCAGCCUGCUGGUCACUCUGGAGGUGGUCAAGUUCACACAGGCACUCUUCAUCAACUGGGAUGAGGAGAUGUACUACCCGGAGACAGACACACCCGCCAUGGCUCGAACAUCUAAUCUCAACGAAGAACUGGGCCAGGUGAAGUAUCUGUUUUCUGAUAAGACAGGAACUCUCACCUGUAACGUCAUGCACUUCAAGAAGUGUACCAUCGCUGGAAUCACAUAUGGGCACUUCCCUGACCUAGAUGUUGAUCGUUCUAUGGAGGACUUCAGUCCCCUGCCGUGCAGCAGUCAUAACUCCACAGAGUUUGAUGACCCCACUCUCAUCCAGAACAUUGAGAAGAACCAUCCGACCUCUGCCCAAAUCUGUGAGUUUCUGACGAUGAUGGCGGUGUGUCACACGGUGGUCCCAGAGAGAGAGGAGGACCAACUUAUCUACCAGGCCUCCUCGCCAGAUGAAGGAGCUCUGGUGAAAGGAGCCAAAGGUCUGGGCUUCGUUUUCACAGCAAGAACUCCUGGCUCAGUUAUCAUUGAAGCAAGGGGGAAGGAGAAGAGCUUUGAGUUGCUGAAUGUGCUGGAGUUUUCAAGUAACCGUAAGCGCAUGUCUGUAGUGGUCCGAACCCCCGAUGGUAAACUGCGUCUUUACUGCAAGGGAGCAGAUAAUGUGAUCUUUGAGCGUCUCACUGAUGCGUCUCAGUACAAAGAGCUGACCAUCGCACAUCUGGAACAGUUCGCCACCGAGGGUCUGCGGACUCUGUGUUUUGCCUAUGUUGAUCUGGAAGAGGGGGUGUACCAGGAGUGGCUGAAGGAGUACACCCGGAUUAGCACUAUCAUUAAAGACCGGGCCCAGAAACUAGAGGACUGCUACGAACUACUGGAGAAGGACCUGUUGUUGUUGGGGGCCACAGCUAUAGAGGACCGUCUCCAGGCGGGGGUCCCUGAGACCAUCGCUACACUGAUGAAGGCCGACAUCAAGAUCUGGGUCCUCACUGGAGACAAACAGGAGACCGCCAUCAACAUAGGUUACUCCUGUCGUCUAGUGUCCCACGGCAUGUCCCUCAUCAUCGUCAAUGAGGACUCACUGGAUGCGACACGUGCCACCCUGACAGCCCACUGUACGUCUCUGGGUGACUCUCUGGGGAAGGAGAAUGAGUUGGCUCUGAUCAUCGAUGGACAGACCCUGAAAUACGCCCUCUCCUUCGAGCUCCGCCAAGCCUUCCUAGACCUCGCCCUGUCCUGCAAGGCCGUCAUCUGCUGCAGGGUGUCUCCCCUCCAGAAGUCGGAGAUAGUGGACAUGGUGAAGAAGCAUGUGAAGGCCAUCACUCUGGCCAUAGGAGACGGUGCCAAUGACGUGGGCAUGAUCCAGACUGCCCAUGUGGGGGUAGGCAUCAGUGGCAACGAGGGCAUGCAGGCCACCAACUCCUCUGACUACUCCAUAGCGCAGUUUUCCUACCUAGAGAAGCUGUUGCUGGUCCAUGGGGCGUGGAGUUAUAACCGUGUCACUAAGUGUAUCCUCUACUGUUUCUAUAAGAAUGUGGUUCUCUACAUCAUAGAGCUGUGGUUUGCCUUUGUGAACGGCUUCUCUGGACAGAUCCUGUUUGAACGCUGGUGUAUAGGCCUCUACAAUGUGAUCUUUACAGCGCUGCCUCCCUUCACUCUGGGGAUCUUUGACCGGCCAUGCAGUCAGCAGAACAUGCUCCGCUUCCCCCAGCUAUACAGGAUCACCCAGAACGCUGAGGGCUUCAACACCAAGGUGUUUUGGGGUCACUGUAUAAAUGCUCUGAUCCAUUCCAUUAUUCUCUUCUGGUUUCCACUCAAAGUAGUAGAACAUGACACUCCUUUCAGUAACGGUCAUGGUACUGACUACCUGUUUGUGGGGAACAUGGUGUACACGUAUGUUGUAGUAACAGUGUGUUUAAAAGCUGGUAUGGAAACCACUGCCUGGACCAGGUUCUCCCACCUGGCAGUGUGGGGCAGUAUGAUUCUCUGGAUCCUCUUCUUCAUUGUCUACUCAGCUUUCUGGCCGUCCAUCCCCAUCGCUCCUGACAUGCAGGGCCAGGCUAGCAGAGUGAUGCAGUGCUGGCACUUCUGGCUGGGGCUGGUCCUGGUGCCAGCAGCCUGUCUACUCAAAGACUUUGCCUGGAACGCGGGUCGUCGCACUGUGAAGAAGUCUCUUCUGGAGGAGGUUCAGGAGCUGGAGGCCAGGGCUGUAGACCCAGGGGCCGCUGUGCUCCGAGACGCCAGCGGACGCAGUCUGAACGAGCGUGCCCACCUGUUGACCCGGGUCUUUAGGAAAACACCCUCCAACGUGGGCCGCAAAAACUCUGUGCAGCAGAGCAACGUGUCCCAUGGCUAUGCCUUCUCCCAGGAGGAACAUGGGGUGGUGUCUCAGUCACAGGUGUGUCGAUCCUACGACACCACCCGCCAACGGCCCAGCGUCUAGCC
Coregonus clupeaformis (lake whitefish) is the source of this 4363-nucleotide messenger RNA. It is a transcript of the gene atp8a2, whose product is annotated as ATPase phospholipid transporting 8A2. Gene Ontology annotation, biological process: neuron development; phospholipid translocation. The transcript has 36 exons. Gene Ontology annotation, cellular component: plasma membrane. The coding region runs from base 912 to 4361 and encodes 1149 amino acids. Gene Ontology annotation, molecular function: ATP binding; magnesium ion binding; ATP hydrolysis activity. The record is from RefSeq and is a predicted model, not a curated record. NCBI's taxonomy places the organism in Eukaryota, Metazoa, Chordata, Actinopteri, Salmoniformes, Salmonidae.